Molecule: messenger RNA, 2023 nt
Organism: Protopterus annectens (West African lungfish)
Lineage: Eukaryota; Metazoa; Chordata; Ceratodontiformes; Protopteridae
Gene: SENP8
Product: SUMO peptidase family member, NEDD8 specific
Exons: 2
Coding region: 561-1208 (215 amino acids)
Biological process (GO): proteolysis
Molecular function (GO): cysteine-type peptidase activity; deNEDDylase activity
Source: RefSeq, a predicted model, not a curated record
UGCCACAUAAAACCAGAAAUGCGCGUUCUGACAAUCUCUCUAAAAGUCGCGUGCCCGACUGACACAUGGACUAACACGUACUUCGACCCCGCCUUUAAAUGCCUGCGUCAAAACAGCUCCAAGGUUGUCCUGCCCCCUUAUCCGGGGACGUACUCCACGCCCAUCUUAUGUCUACAACAGCAAUUACUUAACAGGCAACCUAACCCUGUGUUUAUCUAUCAAAGGGUCUGACAAUAGCAGAGUGCAGUCUAAGGAGGUAGAAUAGUGCCGUAAAGCAAAGCGUUACGGCACUGCUGUUGGUUGAAGGGGUGUUAGGUUUUCGGUUACGGAGAGCUUGUGUGUAGCUUCUUAAUUACAAAAGAAAUUAAUUAGUGUAUUUUUAAGGUAAGGAGAUGACAGUGUUGCUGCUGUGGAGGGGACAGUUUUAAAGCUGGGAGGGGAUGGUAAUGCAAGUCAGUUAUUGUGCUAUGUAUCGUCAGGUCUAAACAUUAGUAGAGCUAAUUCCCAUUUACCACAGCACUGAAUAAAGCUACUUCGUACUCUUGGCUCGUUGCCUUCCCAUGAUGAGUGUGGAUCCAGUGAUCCUUAGCUACCAAGACAGUUUGUUACGCCUUUCAGAUGUUACUUUGCUAGAUCCACCCUUCUGGCUCAAUGAUCAUGUUAUUGGCUUCACCUUUGAAUACUUUGCAUUUGAACGAUUCAAGGACUUUGCUACUGAGGUCUGCUUCAUUGGGCCAGAGGUUGCUCAGUUUAUCAAAUGUGCAACAUGUCAGGAGGAGCUGUCCAUAUUUCUGGAACCACUUGACCUGUCCAGCAAGAAGUUGGUGAUUCUUGCUGUCAAUGACAACUCCAGUCAGAGUGCUGGUGGUACUCAUUGGAGCCUCUUGGUUUACAUAAGACCUUUGGACACCUUUAAUCACUAUGACACAUACAGUGGGAGUAAUUCUUCUCAUGCAAAACGGGCAGCAACAAAGCUAGAAGCAUUUGUAAAGACAAAAAGGAGUAAAAUUCAAUUUGUAGAUGAACCAGCUCCUGCACAGCAGAACAGCUAUGACUGUGGUAUGUAUGUAAUUUGCAUUGCAGAAGCUUUGUGUGAAGAACUUCUCUGGGGCCGACCAAAACCAGUGCUGCACUUUCUCACACCUGAUUUUAUUACUCAAAAGCGAGUUGAGUGGAAGAGGCUUAUUAAAAGACUGGCCAUAAAGUGAAAGUUCUUGAAAAGUACCUGUGGCAGACUGAAUUGGUAAAUCAGUCAAGGCUCUAAUGGCUAAAAAGAAUUGAAAAUACCUGAAGUUAGGUGAAGACACUACUGCUACAAAUAAUGAUCUAGCUGUGCUAAAAAGAAAAUCAUUUGUACUACUGAGUAAAGAUAUCUUGCUUUGCAGCUGUUAGUUUGUCUUUCCUGGCAAUCUACAUUGUGGGGGUUAUUUCUUGCAGAACUCCAAUUUGCCAUACAUAUUGAUGAUUAUCUUUUGUGCUCCCUGAGACAUAAUUACUGGACGCUUGCUGUGUUGUCAAACUGCUGUUAUUAUGGUCUUAAGGGCCUGUUUCUCCUUGAUGUGUGCCUUCCCUAGAUUGUUGACCUUUGCUAUGAAAAAUUUACAAGUUAUGCUUUUUAUCCCCAGCUGUAGCCCUGUGUUGAAACAGUGAGUCCAGGGACUGUUUAAAUUUGCCCGUGCUCUUCAUAAUUGUAAGGUUCUAUUCCAGAUUUUGUGGUUGAAAACUAACCUUUUCAAGCAGUUUUUUAAUUGUAAAAUUAAAAUGUAUAUACAUUUUCUGUGUUGAAGCUGUACUUGUACAUUUUAACAGCCUGUAGAUGGCAUGGCAAAAACUGUAGUAGUUGAGUGGCCGUACUUUAUAUUAAAAUAUGGUAUUAUUUAUUCAUAUUUAAAUUAGGGUAAUAGUCUUAUCUUUACUUCUGUAGAUUGACAUUUAUUUUGUGCAUACAGGCUGCUGUUUUGUAACCUUUGUUUAAUAUUUGCUUGUUUGAAUAAGGGUUUUGUAAUAAAACACUGUAAUGAAA